CAAAAAUGAAUUAAAGAAAAAGAAAACUGUGUUGUUUUUUUCCCCAUGAACACAAACAGAAAAUGGGAGAAAAACAAGAUCCUGUGAUGCGUUUUGCUCCAUUAAUAUUUAUAUAUCUGGAUAUGUCAUUAGAGCUGCGUCAGACAGCAGGUUAAUCAACAGUCGGCUGCAGUAAAGCUGUCAGGCAUGACCUCCCACUCCACCCAGUAACCCCACCUGCAGGAGUUUGCUUCUGCCGAUCAUUUGCUGAGCGGCCGCCAUCCGUGGAGGAUCAUGGCCAACGCGGCGCAUGAUAAAGGGCGGACAACCGUCUUUUACUCCAACAAAGAACAGAAGGAGGUGUACAGGAUCCCUUCGCUCCUCUACGACGGAGACAGAGGCGUCCUGAUGGUUUUCGCUGAGAGGCGCCAAACGUCCAACGACGCCAGCACGGAGGAGCUGGUCAUGAAAACCGGACGUCUGCUCCAACAGGAAGCGCCUCCUUUGAUGAGCGUGGAGUGGUCAGAGGCUAAAACGGUGGUGGACAAGACGCGUCUGGGUGGUUAUCGUCCCAUGAACCCCUGUCCCGUCUACGAAAGGAACAGCAAAACGCUUUUUUUGGUUUUCAUCAGCGUGGAAGGAACCACGACAGAAUCCUGGCAGAGGUUCUGGGGCAUCAACAAGGCCCGUCUCUGCUACGUCACCACCAAGGAUGGCGGCCAAACCUGGAGCGACGUCACCAAUUUGACGGAGAAGCUGCCCCAGAUUAAGAAGUGGGCCACGUUCGCCGUUGGGCCGGGCCACGGCGUUCAGGCGGAGAGCGGCAGGUUGAUCGUUCCCGCUUACGCCUACGGCUCCUGCUGCCCUUCGUGCUUCUGCAUAGCGUGUUUCUGCGCGGUUCCUCGAGCGCUGAGCCUCUACAGCGAUGAUCAGGGGCGCACCUGGCAGUUCGGUCAGCCGUUAGAAACCAUAUCCAUCGAGUGUGAAAUGGCAGAGGUCUCCGAUGAUGGCGGAAACCGCUACGUCUACUGCAACGCUCGCACUCAGGGCGGCUUUCGGGUGGAGGCCCUCAGCGACGGCGGUGGAGAUGACUUUGUCACCCUUCCGACUGCUGACAAGCUGGUGGAGACGGGCGGGGGCUGUCAGGGGAGCGUGGUUUCCUUUCCAGCACAGGUGGAUGGGGGGGACCCGGGUCAGGAACCCCGCUGGCUGCUGUACUCCCACCCGAGCAGCAAAGACCGGCGGACCGAUCUGGGCAUCUACCUGAACAAGUCACCCAAGGACCCGAACAGCUGGAGCAGCCCCUGGAUCAUCAACCAGGGCCCCAGUGGGUACUCGGACCUGGCCUACAUCGACGGGGGCCGGUUUGCCUGUCUGAUGGAGCGCGGGACAGAAUCGGUGGUUGAGCAGAUAGCCUGCGGCAUUUUCAGCUACUAUCAAAUCAAGAAAGGUCUUGAAGAGUAAAUACUUUUGUUGCUCAACAAAAUAAUCUGAUGAUCGUCUCUGAAGAAGCUCCUGCACCUCCUCACUGCACCUCCUUCACCCAGCUUACUUUUCCAAACGUUUUCCUGAGUCCUGCUUCUUCAGCUUGUUUCUCCUCCAGACACACCAGGUUUAUAGCACCUCCUCCCUUUGAUAAGUCCACCUGCCUUCCCUCUGAGUGAACCGUACCAGAGUUCACCUGCAGGAGAACACACACCCUUCUUCUCAGAGUCCAGGUGAACUUUCACCCCUCCAGAACCAAAUCAGACAUGGAUCAGACCAGAACCCAACAUGGAUCAGACCAGAGCCAACAUGAAUCAGAACCAAACAUGGACAAGAACCAAACAUGGAUCAGAACCAAACAUGGAUCAGACCAGAACCAAACACAUUGGUGUGAAUUUUGUUGAGGACUUUUUAAUAAAAAGUCAAAUUUAGAGCAAAUCUAAAGAAGUGGAACUGAAAAAAAGCUCAAAGAUUAAAGGUGAAACUUCUGACCAAUAUAAUAAAUAAAGAACCAAAAAGCCAAAUUUGUCUGUUUUUCCAUUAUUCUUCCUGGUCAGACAUUUUUUUUAACUCAGUUUUCCAUUGAACAAAGACUUGUACCGAUAUUCUUGUGGGACAAAGUCGACUCGGGCGAAGAAACAAAUGAAACCAACCAAUGAUGUGAAGAAUGUCAUCUGUGUCUGAGAACAGAAGCGUGUGACGUCAUCCCUCGAUAACGGUUUACGUCCGUCCCUGAACAAAAGAAGUCAAUUCAGUCGCCUCGAUGGAGCAAGACGUCGUCAGCAAGCAGUGAUUGGUCUGGAUUUCUACGGCAACCACUCUCACCAAUCAGGAGUGAGCUUGUUGGAAGGCAACACUCCUACCCCUUGAAAGUGAGCUGCACAAAAUCUGUCAAAAGUGUUGAACGUUGGGGUCAGUAGGCUCCAUCUACUUUGAAUCAAGGCAUCUGAUUGGCCAGUUUAUAACAUGAAUAAUUUGAAAUAAAGAAAAUUAUAAAAUAUUGAAGAUUAUAAAAAACAUGUAAAGAACAAUGUGUCAGAGCCAGAAUGGUUCUUUUGAUGAAUUAAAUGACGGAGUAACAGCUG
This is a messenger RNA of Oryzias latipes (Japanese medaka), 2549 nucleotides long. RefSeq names its product sialidase-3-like (gene neu3b). Lineage: Eukaryota; Metazoa; Chordata; Actinopteri; Beloniformes; Adrianichthyidae. Gene Ontology annotation, cellular component: intracellular membrane-bounded organelle; cytoplasm; membrane. Gene Ontology annotation, molecular function: exo-alpha-sialidase activity. The record is from RefSeq and is a predicted model, not a curated record. Gene Ontology annotation, biological process: ganglioside catabolic process; oligosaccharide catabolic process.